Entrophospora sp. SA101 is the source of this 163-nucleotide messenger RNA. NCBI's taxonomy places the organism in Eukaryota, Fungi, Glomeromycota, Glomeromycetes, Entrophosporales, Entrophosporaceae. The record is from the annotation of a GenBank genome assembly.
AUGGAUAAAGCUUCUGUAACAAGAACAAUUGAAAAACAAAUACAUUAUAUAACUAUUCAUGGUCCAGGAAAUGAGAAACAGAAUGCAAUACAUUUCCAGAAACAAUUCGAAACCACACCUCCGCUGCAGGCUGUAGCUACCCAUGGGACUACUUCUCCACAUG